AUGGCAACCGAAUGCCCCUUAAUGUACUGCCGGUAUUCAAUCGAAGCAGAUAGCUUACCUGUCACACCUUGGCAAGCUAGGGCCAUGUGGAUACAUGAGCUACAAAAACAAACUAAAGGGGACUCCUAUUGGUCCGGAAUAAGUAGUUUCCAAUCCAAAGGUGGCACGGACUCACCCCGUGAAAAUAUUGUCUGCACUUAUGAUGAUGUCCAGUAUGGAAAUGAGACAGACUGGAGGUCAGUUUCUGAAUCUUCAACGCAUCAAAUGACCACUGAGCAUGAGAUUGAGAAGCACGAAGAUCCACCAGCCAUACUUCGGGAUAAGGAGAUUGUUGUGGGUUCUUCCGUAGAAAUUCCUGUGCCAGUUGUGGCUGUUGUUGUUAAUGAUGACGAUGAUGAUGAUGAUGACUGGCUUAAAGAUGACUCGGACUUAAUUGGGUAUACUGGCACCUCACUUAAUUUGAACGAAGAUGAUAUAUCAUUUAGUGAUUUAGAAGACGAUUUAGACUCCACUGUACCAUAUAAAUACAAAACAACUACAGCUGAAAGGAAUAGAACAACCAAAACUCCAUGA
This is a messenger RNA of Salvia hispanica, 573 nucleotides long. Lineage: Eukaryota; Viridiplantae; Streptophyta; Magnoliopsida; Lamiales; Lamiaceae. The record is from RefSeq and is a predicted model, not a curated record.